AUGGGCUUCUUCUCAGUGAGCUUCACCGUCUGUCUCGUGCUCCUCGUUGUCGUCACGGCCGAGCCAGAUAGCUCUUCCGUGGACCGAGUGCGCCGCGACAUGGAGACUGAAGUAAUGCCAGCGUCCCGAUUCAUCCGUGCGUGUACCGCUGACGAGUUGUCCAAGGGAUGCACCGAGGCGCCCACCGACUUCGGGCCUGCCAAAAAGUUGUGCACCUGCUCCAAGACUGAAGCAAUGUCAGCGUCCCGAUUCAUCCGUGCGUGUACCGCUGACGAGUUGUCCAAGGGAUGCACCGAGGCGCCCACCGACUUCGGACCUGCCAAAAAGUUGUGCACCUGCUCCAAGACUGAAGCAAUGUCCGCGUCCCGAUUCAUCCGUGCGUGUACCGCUGACGAGUUGUCCAAGGGAUGCACCGAGGCGCCCACCGACUUCGGACCUGACAAAAAGUUGUGCACCUGCUCCAAAGGACGUGUGCGACGUAAUCCCGACGCCCAGGAGGAAGCGAAGACCACUGUGCACGAACAUCCAUGCUCCCACGAAGAGUUGGUCGACAAGCAUUGCACUCUUGUCGCUGAUAUCGGGCAGCCACUUCGAUGCCACUGCCCUGAA
This is a messenger RNA of Mesorhabditis belari, 609 nucleotides long. NCBI's taxonomy places the organism in Eukaryota, Metazoa, Nematoda, Chromadorea, Rhabditida, Rhabditidae. The record is from the annotation of a GenBank genome assembly.